Messenger RNA from Zingiber officinale, 1013 nucleotides. Its product is annotated as reticulon-like protein B4. The record is from RefSeq and is a predicted model, not a curated record. NCBI's taxonomy places the organism in Eukaryota, Viridiplantae, Streptophyta, Magnoliopsida, Zingiberales, Zingiberaceae. The transcript is spliced from 5 exons. The coding region runs from base 67 to 831 and encodes 254 amino acids.
CCGUUCUCCGCCACCUUUUUUGAAGCGCCGGGACGAAGGCGAUUGUUGUGGUUGGUGGCGGCGACGAUGGCGGAGCACGGAGAGGAAUCACUUUUGGAGAAGAUAACUGAACAUUUCCACGGCUCGGACUCGUCGUCCUCCGAUUCAGGCGACGAGAGGUCGUCCGGACCGUCUGCUGUUGCGGCCGCUGCCGAGGCCGCCAGCGCGAAGAUCUACCGCCUCUUUGGCCGCGAGAAGCCCUUGCACACGGUCCUUGGUGGCGGAAAACCUGCUGAUGUUUUCCUAUGGAGGAACAGGAAGAUCUCAGCCUCGACGCUCGGAGCGGCGACCGCUAUUUGGGUGUUGUUUGAGUUGUUGGAAUACCACCUGCUGACUCUGGUGGGUCAUGUCUUCAUCUUAUCCCUGGCCAUCGUUUUCCUCUGGUCCAACGCGAGCACUUUCAUCAGCAAGUCCCGGCCGAACAUUCCUGAGAUAAGCAUCCCGGAGGAUCCAGUUGUGAGCGUGGCUCUUUCACUAGGACAUCAACUCAACUGGUUGCUAGCUUCAUUGCGGGAAGUUGCAUUAGGUCGCGAUCUCAAGAAGUUUCUCAUUGUUAUUGGCGGCUUGUGGCUAGUGUCGAUCAUUGGCAAUUGCGUCAACUUCUUGACCUUGUUCUACACAGUGUUUGUUGCCCUGUACACGGUGCCUGUGCUGUAUGAGAAAUAUGAGGACAAGAUCGAUGCCUUCGCCGAGAAGGCAGAUGCAGGGUUCAAGAAGCACUAUGCUGUAGUUCAUGCCAAAUACUUAAGCAAGAUCCCCAAAGUGCCACUGAAGGAUAAGAAGCAUCAAUAAAAGGAAAGGUACUUUGUGCUUCCAUUGAAUUCUCUAGUAGAUGAUGGCCAUGAACUUUUCAUGUUCAAAUUGAUUCCGAGUUUUAUGCGGAUCAGUCUAGUUUUUUUGCAUUAGUGUAUCAGACAUGUUGAUUUGGAUUUGGAAAAACGCAUCAUUUUGAUCUAGCAUCUAUUUAAUUUUCA